Messenger RNA from Triticum aestivum (bread wheat), 1897 nucleotides. Its product is annotated as pathogen-related protein. Lineage: Eukaryota; Viridiplantae; Streptophyta; Magnoliopsida; Poales; Poaceae. The record is from RefSeq and is a predicted model, not a curated record. The transcript has 4 exons. Bases 139 to 786 code for a protein of 215 amino acids.
CGAUGAUGUGGUUCUUCUUCUCUAGUGUCUACAUCUGUUUUUUUCCUACAAGUAGGGAAUCAAUCGUUUAUUUGAUUUGCAGUCUUCAUCCAAACACAACCCACGUUGCCCCUUGAAUUGAGCCGAACGCCAUUAGCUAUGGCUUCUGCUGAAGGAGGAGACAAGUACCGGUCGUUCCUGCACGGCGAUGGCGAGAAGAACACCGUGUGGAGGCAUGGAGCCCCUCCCAACUACGACCUGGUGAACAAGCUCUUCGAGGAAGAGAGGACCAAGGAAUGGCCGGAGGGGUCUCUGGAAGAGAAGGUGCAGCGCCUGCUCAAAAGCUGGGAGAUGGAGAUGGUCCACAAGGUGCGCCCCGAGGACCAGAAGAGCGUCCACCCUAGGAAUUACUCCGCGAGCACCAACGGGCUGAAGCCUCUGACGCGGGAGGAGGUGACCGCCAUCGGCGGCUACAACGCGUUCCUGGCGACCAAGCUGCCGCCGGAGCACCGCAUCUACGACCCGGACAAGGAGACGGUCGACUCCGGCAUGUCGACGUUCCUCACGGCGUUCCCCAGGGGCUUCGCCAUCGAGGUGCUGGACGUGUACAGCGGCCCGCCGAGGGUCGCCUUCAAGUUCCGGCACUGGGGUUACAUGGAGGGGCCGUUCAAGGGCCACCCCCCUCACGGCCACCGCGUCGAGUUCUUUGGCGUCUGCAUUUUCCACGUUGACGACGACACGAGGGUGGAGAAGGCCGAGUACUUCUACGAGCGUGGCAACUUCCUCGCGAGCUUCUUGAUAUCCUAAAUCGGCUUCAAAUUGACCAAGUCCACCAAAUCGAUCCCCCUCAUCCCACUCUCGUCCUCCGUUUCUCGCGUUUGAGUUGUCGCUUUCAUCCACUUUUGCUCCCUGUCCACGCCGCUAUCCUUGUCCGGCAUCGUAGAUGUCGACACCGAGCACCCCGUCCCCCACCGCCUCCAUGUGGGGGUACCGACCAUCGUCUCUUGCAAGGCGGAGAACAUCGCUCGAACAGAUUGGCGCAACCGGCAGCGCGUAGGGAAGUUACGAAGAUGGUAGCUGCGGAGAGGGGAGUGGCGGAGAAGGCUAGAGACAUGGAUAUAUGUAUGUCUAGUCUGGCAACCGCCUCCGUGUCGUCCGCCGUGAAAUAACAAGGCGCCAAACUCUGUUCCACCACCCAAAUGGGCCAUCCCGGAUGGCUGGACGGAAGACGUCGCUGCCGCGGAGACAAUGUAGGAGUCGCCGCAAUUCCAAAGGUUGCGGACAACAUUGUGAAACGUCGGCGCCGUGCAGGCCCACCUGUUAUUCAACGAUAUGCCCGACCAAGACCAGGUACAUUCUUGCCCCAUAUGACAUUGAAUCGCAUGCUUCGUUUGUUGCACAUGCCAUUGGAUAAAUCUAGGGAUGUAGUUUUAUUGUGGUGCAUAUUGUAGGACACAAUUAUGAUGGACAUGAUACAUGAUGGUCAAGAGUCUAUGCAUUAUGACUUAUUGAUACCAAUUCCCCAUGUAUGAAGUCGGGCAAACAUCGUAAAAAGGAAAGAACCAAAGGCAAGAGGUCCGGCAUUCACAAGCCAUGAGAAUGUGUUGUUAUGUGAAUCUUGGUUGGCCACAAGCAUGUAUGCAAUUUGUGGAACCGAGCAAAAGGGUGUUAAGUAUUGGUAAACAAAAUCCACAAAUACUACUAUGAACACAAGAAGUAUGUGCAGCCGAACCCUAUCCAUACCACUCGCAGUGAGGGCUCUUUCUAAUAUAGAUGGUCCAUGAUCCAAGAAAGCGUCAAAAAGUUUUGCGUUUACUAUACACAAGUGGUUGGCUGAACCAAAAUGAGAUUGGAGUCCAAAGCCAUGUUGACUUGCUUCACAUUGUCAUCAUUUGAAUUUCUAGCUCCGGUUGUUGCA